AUGAAAUUGAAUUUGGGACAAAUCGCCUGGUUACUGUAAGUUUUGGCGCUAAAAUUUCGCCACGUUAUCAAAUAUUUUUGGCGCCAAAAAAUUGAAACUCAAAAAAAAAUUUUUUUUUUUCAAAUUUAACUUUUGGCGCCAAAAUGUUUGCCACGUCAUCAUCAUUAAUUUUUGGCGGGAAAUUUUCGCGCCAAAAUUCAAAUUUUUUGCAGAUGGGCGAUGCUGGUUUUGCUCUCCUCCGCGAGAAGUACACCAAUCCGGAUGGAACCGGAUGGAAUCAAAACGUAUCAGAUUUGCAACGCGUGUAUGGAUAAGGAUUUUGUGAGUUUUCCGCAAGGCUUCCGCAUGCUUUCCGCGCGGAAUUUUCGGAUCAUUUUGUAGAGAAUUCCAAGAGCUUCAAAAUGAGCCUAAACUUAGUUUUUGAAAAUUUCAGAGCUUCUCAGUUUCAGCCAAAAUCUGAAAUUUUCAAAAAAUUGAAUUUAGGCUCAUUUUGUAGCUCUUGAAAUUCUCCACAAAAUCAACCCCAAUUUUUCCAGCCAAAAUUCGCAGCUCUCUAUCAAAACACAGAUAUCGGCCGCCAAUUGGGAAUUCCGAACAUGAAAGGAUUGGACUGCUCAAAGGGCAAAUUUUUGCGAGUCAAAUGCGAUGAUGCUUGCAUCAUUGUUAAGAUUUUGACCAAAAAUGGCAAAGGCGAGAUUAUCAGUUAUGGUAAGUCCGAAAUGUGAGCUCCGCGGGGAAUUUGGAGCAUUUUGAUACCCAUUUUGAUAUGGUUUUGGAAGAAAUUCAUGAAUUUCGGACCAUUGAGCCCUGAAAUUGGGAGUUUCGUGGAUUUUCCAAAUUUCACGGGGAAUUCAAAAAUCACCAUCCCAACACUCAAAUUCUUCUAGAAACCCAGUUUUCAUGUUUUUCAUCCAGUAAAAAGUUUUUAAAUUUCAUGAAACUUGAUAUUUUUAAAGUUUUCAGAAGCUAGGACCAAUUUCAUUGAAUUCCUGGUGAAAUUUCGAGUUUUUAGACACCCAUAUUCAUAUAUUUUGAAAAAAGCCCUAAAUUAAGGCCUUAAGGUCCCAAAACAAAAAUUCAUCAAAACCAUAUGAAUAUGGGUGUCUAAAAACUCCAAAUUUCACGAGGAAUUCGAAUUUCUCACUCUCAGACCGCAAAAAUUCAAUUUUCAUUGCAGAAGUCAUGACAGAUUGCUCAACUUCUCUCAUGGAAGACCAUCCAAGCCUUCAAAAUACACGCGACAUUGCUCAUAUUAAGGAAAACAUCACGUUCACAGACAAUUUUGAUCGUGAGUGAAAGCGGAAGGAAAAAAUUAAAAUUUUUUUUUUGCAGAGAUCAAGACGGAUGUUGUGUACAGUUUCAUAAUGGGAGAUACCUCUCCGGAAUCUGAAAAUUUGAUAAUUCAACAGGAAUUGCAACUAGAAAAACGGGAAAUUCUGGAAAAUUCGGAUCAAAUCAACCCAAUUCAAAUUCUCAUCCUUUUCUUCUCCAUUUGCCUCAUCUUUCUUUUGGCCUACCAAUUUUAUCCAAUUUUUCGCAAGGUACGUUUAAUUUGGGGCUCCGUGAGUUGAAAAUUCGGAAUCUCCGUGAAAUUUCGAGUUUUUGGACACCCAUAUGUAUAUAGUUUUGAUAAAUUUUAAUUUUGGAACCUUAAGGCCCUAGUUUAGGGCUUUUUUUCAAAUUUUUACCAAAAUAUAUACAUAUGGGUGUCUAAAAACACGAAUUUUCACCAGGAAUUCAAUAAAAACGGUCUCAGCCUCUGAAAACUUCAAAAAUCUCAAGUUUCAUAAAUUUUCAGAAAUUGUCAAAAUUUCAACAACGUGAAACUCGAUUUUCUAGAAGAUUUUAGAGGCUUAAAUGGUGAUUUUCGAAUUCCUAAUGAAAUUUCGAGUUUUUAGACACCCUUAUUCAUGUGGUUUUGAGGAAUUGGAUUUUCAGGCCUGAAGGGGGCCAAAUUGGGCUUUUUUCAGAAAUAUAUGAAUAUGGGUGUCUAAAAACUCCAAAUUUCACCAGGAAAUUGAAAAUCACCAUGAAAGCAUCUAGAAUCUUCUAGAAUCUCGGGUUUCAUUCUUUGAAACUUUUAAAAAUCCCCGAAAUUUAUGAAACCUCGGAUUUUUGAGAAUUCUAACAAUUCUGACUUGCAAAUUUGGAUUACUCGUGAAAUUUCGAGUUUUUAGACACCCAUAUUCAUAUGGUUUUGAGGAAUUUGAUUUUCAGGCCUGAAGGGGGCCAAAUUGGGCUUUUUUCAGAAAUAUAUGAAUAUGGAUGUCUAAAAACUCGAAAUUUCACCAGGAAUUCGAAAAUCACAUCUAGAACUCGAGAAAAUACAAUUUUCAGAUGGCUCGAAGCGUCGAAGAGGGAUAUCGUCACCGUAACGCACGUCACCGCGAGAUCCACGUCAAUGCGGUCCGAAUUGGUCGCGGUGGCCCCCCGGGGGCUCCGGCUCGACAAAAUAUUUGA
This is a messenger RNA of Caenorhabditis angaria, 2460 nucleotides long. Lineage: Eukaryota; Metazoa; Nematoda; Chromadorea; Rhabditida; Rhabditidae. The record is from the annotation of a GenBank genome assembly.